AAAAUGAUUUCGGGGGAAUGGCUUGCAGUGUUGGCAAUGUCCUCUCCUUCCCCUUCCCCUUCUUUCUUCCUUUCUCUCUCGGCAGUUAAGCUGCUCCAAUCUCUCUACCUACUCUUUUUUCCCCUCUUUAGCAAAACCAGAAUAAUAAAAUAAUAAAAUACUUAAUUAAUUGAUUAUGUAAUUUCAUUCCUUCAUUCAUUUCAUUUAAUUCAUUCAGAGAAGUAGUGGUAGCAGUAUAUAUCUACGCGGGUGCUGUUUGUGAAUAAAUCUUCUGCUUUUUUCUAUUUUCUCUGAAUUUUUUAGAGAAAAAUUGAAAAUGCCUCUGGUUAGAGCUCAGGUGAGGAAUGAGUACGGGCUUGGUCAACCGGAGCUUUACAAGGAAGCUAAUAGAGAAGAUCCUAAGGCUGUCCUCGAUGGCGUUGCCGUCGCUGGUCUCGUCGGGAUCUUGCGGCAAUUAGGCGAUCUUGCUGAAUUUGCAGCAGAGGUUUUUCAUGGAUUACAAGAGCAAGUAAUGAGCACAGCUUCUAGAAGUCAUAAAUUGAUGAUUCGUGUGCAAAGGAUUGAAGCUGCGCUUCCGCCCCUUGAGAAGGCUGUUCUUGCCCAAACAAGUCAUAUACACUUUGCUUACACAGCUGGUUCUGAAUGGCACCCUCGAAUUCACAAUGAGAAAAAUCAUUUCAUCUACAAUGACUUGCCACGAUUUAUUAUGGAUUCCUAUGAAGUUUGUCGUGACCCUCCAUGCCUGCACUUGCUUGACAAAUUUGAUGCUGGUGGCAAAGGAUCUUGUAUGAAGAGAUAUUCAGAUCCAACUUACUUUAAGAGAGCAUCAGGUAGCUGCAUUGAAGAAGAUGCUGAGAAAGUCCCAAGGGAUAAGAAGACUCGUAAAAGCAAGAAAAGAAGAUCGUCACACAGGAAUGGUGAACUAUCACGUGUUGCAUCAUUAUCUAAUCGCAGUGGCAGAAUGCAGUAUACUUCUCCGAUUGUUAACGGGCGAACUUCUUCCUCUCAAACUGCAUCUACAGUUGAUAUGGCACUCAAAUCUGAUAUGGGAGAACAUUCAACUUCUUUUGAUUCAAGAACUGGGUCUGGAUAUAUCAAUUGUGUUUUGAAUCUAGGUUCAUCCAUGCUACCUGAGGAACAGGAACAUAAGGAAGUGUCUUCUAGGUUGAUGCAAGAAACUGAUACCCUUAGUUCAGAUUUUCCUGUUGGACAAACUCAGGUUGUAGAUGACAACUUUUCACAUAGUUCAUCACAAGAGCAGAUUGCCCUAAGUUCAUAUUGUGUAACAUGGGAUGAAAAGGCCGAAAUAGUGGAGUCCAAAGCAGGAAAUUGGGAUGGAGAUGAAGCUCCAGAGAUGAACUUUGAUGUAGAUGUGCAGGAAUCUGGACCUGCCAAUCUUGGAAAUGGUGACCAAAUGGAUAUCCCAUUUAAUGACACGGAUGCUCCCCAAUCAAGCUCUAUUGAUAACCAAAAUGACGAAAUUGAAAGUGAACCAGACAAUUACAUGGAUGCACUGAACACAAUAGAAUCAGAAUCUGAAAAUGAUAUUGAAUGCCAUACAAAACGAGAAGUGGAGCUGUGUUCUGAAAAUGAUGUUGAGUGCCAAACUAAAUGGGAAGUUGAGCAGAUUGAUGAUGCUAACGCUGUUAACAAUGAGAAUAGAGAAGAUGGAAUGCAUGCAGUUAUGGAUAGUAAUGCCAACCAUCAUCCAUCUAUAAUCGAAUCUUCUGCCUCAUCUGAUAUUCUUUCGAACAAUGGGAUGUCCAUGAGUUUAUCAGAUCCAGUCCCCUCUGAGAAUUUUGCCAGUGAACAGAUCCCUCAAAUAUCAGGGAAAGCUCCUGAUCCCGACCAUUCACCUGGUACUGAUUUAUGCAUGAGUGAUGAAAUUCAUAAUGGUUCACAAGUGGAAUCUGCUAUCAGCGAUCCAUCAUCAUCCUCUGGCUCCACAAUUUCUGAUAUGCAGGAUCUAGUAAGUGAUAGGAUCAUAAACAAUGUCAGUGACUCUGAAUACUCCCACACUGAAUUUUCUGGUGUGCAUUCAGUUGGGUUCUGGACAAAUGGUGGUCUUUUGGGACUUCAGCCAUCAAAACCUCCUGAUUUUGCUGUAUCAACUGCAGGUCAGAGUUUUGCAGCCAAAAGUAGUGAAGCAUUUGGUCCACCAAAUCAAACUCUUAUGCCUAUACAUGAUGGACCCAAAGGAAAUACAGGUACAGUGGUUGAGAAUGCAGAAAGUGCUGAGAAGGUUCCAAGUUCAUGUAGUGAGAAAACUUCCCUUCCAAUAGCUGAUUUAGCUGCCAAUCUUGAAAAAGCAGUUAGUUCUCAGUGUGAUAAUAAUCUUGAUAAUUUUAAUGGGGCUGGAUUGAGCCUAAACACUUCAUUGCCACACGGGAACAAGCACCCAGUCAAUCCUAAUAUCAAAGCUACAUCCGUUGAAUCUGAUGAAGAGAAUGAUGACAACUCAUCUAGGAUGUUUGGACUUGGCCAUAAGUUGCUUGUAAAUGGUUUUCGCAGAAAGGUCUCAAUCGCUCAUUAUGGUGAAUCUGAACCAGCCACUUCUACAAAAACUGGGGUAUUGGAGCCGAGGAAUGGGCACCAGAGCAUAUUAUAUCAGAAAAUUCCUCGUACAACUUUUGACGAGCAGAUUGGAAAUGGAUCUCCUGUAAAUUCGCUUACUUCUUCUCCACCACUUGAACAUAUGAAAAUAUCUUUCAACCCUAUAGAUGGAUUUGAGACUUCUAAACUCAGAUUGCAAUUUCCAGAUGGGAAUCAUUAUCAGGAAAGUGUCAGGGACAUGUUUCCUUCUUUUCAGUUGGUCCCAGGGCCUGUUGUUCCAGUGCAUGAUGUUGGUUCAGACUCCGAUGAUGAUACUUUCUGCAGAUCAUCUCCUUAUAUGUCGGAUGAUUGCCUUAGUCAUUGCUCUGAGUCAAAUUCUGAGCAGUGGGAAUCUGGUGAAACUCCUGAAAGCAAGGACCCUGCGCUAUAUGAUGCAUUAAGCAGAUUGUCAUCUGUGGAAUCUGUCUCAAGCUCUUUACAUUUUGGGGAAGCAGCCAAUAAUGGCAUCCAUGUUAAUGGGGGACAUAAAUCUGUAGUUCCUGGGAUUGGUGCAGAACCAUCUCUUCCUCUGUCGCUUGAUCUUCCAAGUUUUGAUGCCAUUAACCCUAUACUACAGGAUGAAACCAAUAGCAAUUCUGUUCACAAGAACCAGCCAGAAUUGCAAAAUUCUACAGACGUCACACCAUUACCACCACCACCUCCUCCUGUGCAGUGGCGGGUUUCAAAACCCUGCUUGGAUGAGACAGAAGAAAGACAACAUGCUUUAUCUGAGUCUCUCAGACAUGAGCUUGAUCUGAAACUUUUUUCUGCUGUCUCUGUGGAGUCUAAGCCACCCUCUGAUGAUCAACAACAAAUAAGUGAUGAGGCAAUUGCAUUAAAACCAGAGAAGAAGCAGGUGGACCAAGAGAAUUUGAAUAGGCAGAAAGAGGCUAAACAGCUCAGUAGUGGCAGGGGGGUGGAUGAAAAGGAAGAUUUCUUGCAUCAGAUAAGAACUAAAUCUUUCAACCUAAGACCCACAGCCACAGCAAAACCAACUGUUACUUCUGGUCCCACGACGAAUGUCAAAGUCACCGCAAUUUUGCAGAAAGCAAAUGCGAUACGCCAGGCUGUUGGGAGUGAUGAUGGCGAAGAUGAUGAUAACUGGAGUGACACGUAAACCAUUUUGGGAUAUGGAUGCGUAAGAUAAUGGGCAGUAAAUCCUCUCAGUCUCGAGUUUUCACAUGUGGAUGAGGCUGUUUAACAUGUGUAUAAUCCUUGCCUUAUUUUUGUAAUUAGUUAGUGGGCGCAUUUGUAUCUUAUAUAGCGAUUAUUUGCUUUCAUUUCCUGAGUAGUUAAAUGCUUUGAACAGGUAUUUAGGUGAGUCGUGAUGUAAGUUUACAACAAUGAGGCAAUGGUUCAUGCAUAAUGCAUGAAAAUAUGGUAGUUUUUUUUUUUUAAUUUUUUUAGUCGGGACACAAUUUCUUUUUAAUUGGAAUAAUUGUUAUAUCCUUUUAUCGAGAUCAACCCAGAAUGAAUCAUUUGGUAA
Theobroma cacao (cacao) is the source of this 4078-nucleotide messenger RNA. It is a transcript of the gene WAVE2, whose product is annotated as SCAR family protein. The record is from RefSeq and is a predicted model, not a curated record. Gene Ontology annotation, molecular function: protein kinase A regulatory subunit binding; Arp2/3 complex binding. Gene Ontology annotation, cellular component: cytoskeleton. Gene Ontology annotation, biological process: positive regulation of Arp2/3 complex-mediated actin nucleation; actin cytoskeleton organization. NCBI's taxonomy places the organism in Eukaryota, Viridiplantae, Streptophyta, Magnoliopsida, Malvales, Malvaceae.